AUGAUUGAUCCCGGUGGUUACUUGCAGUUUCCAACGCCAACUGCCUUCCUCUCGUUAUUUUAUUAUUUUCCUCCCUUUUCUUUCUCUUUUCUUGCACCAGACAUCGGUUUCCAAAAUUUCCUUCUCCUUUUCACGCUCCAGACCAAAACUUCUCUCCAACUAUUUUUUUUCUUGCGUUCUCUCUUGCCCUUCCACAAAGCCAGACCAAGGAAGAAAGUGCAAUCGGGUAGGAAUCACCCAUCUCCAGCUGCUGGGAAGAAGACCCAAGUCGAACCCAGCCCCGUCGUUCCAUCUUCGUUCCAAAGGAGCCCGUUCGUCGCUGCUGGAAAGGUCCUUCUUUGUGCGAAUUUUGCCUUCAAAUCCCUGGUUUUCUUCUAUUUUUGGUGCAUUCAACGUCCUCCCUUGGAAGAUUUAACAAGCCAAAUACCAAAACCCCUUUUCUACCCAUCUUGUUUCCACUGCACCAAUAGUGCUCACGGAGUGGGUGCUAGCAAGGAAGGGCCCGUGCCAUUGUCUAGGUUUCUUCCUUCGUUGAUUUUGCUCGAGCUGCUGGAAAGGUACACGCAUCUUGGGCAUAGGUACCCAUUAUGGCAUCCGGGUACCGAGGAUGUAAUUAUUGAUGAAGAACCAGCGCCAGAAGCUACUUCAGUGAUUGACCCUGCGUCCGUAUCAAGGUGCUGCAUAGAAAGGGGUCUGUUUCCGGCAGUUCCUUUGUUCUUUCAAUAUCCCUGCAGCACCAGCAAGGGUUGGUCGGAGUGGGUUGAUGCUGAACUGAAGAACCCAUCUACCCGUGAUAUCCUAAGCCGGGCAGGCGUGUUGGAAGCCAUCUUUGCUUCUAAGGCUUGCGACAUCCAUAUUGAAGUCAAGACGCUUCGACACUUGGUUAGACGGUGGAGCACUGAGACGCACACUUUUAUUUGUUCGUGGGGAGAGUUCACUCCCACGCUUGAGGAUGUAGCUAAUAUCUUCCAUCUCCCACUUUGCGGCAGCCAAGAUCCUUUCCAUAUUGCAUUAACCGCGGAAGAUGGGCCAAAGCUUGAGAUUUUGCGAAAAGGUGCCCCGACCUCUCCUAGUACCUCUCUAAGAUUCAGUAAUUGGAUUCAGUUUUUUGGGAACAGUGAUCGAGACGAGCCGUGUCGCCUUGCUGCGUUUGUGUCCUUGUGGCUCGGGAGGUUCCUCUUUUGUGAUUUUUCUCAGGACUGCUUGCAUGGGAGAGUGUUUCCGUUGGCUUUGGCAAUAGCACGGGGUAGCAUGAUCCCUUUAGCCCCCAUGUUCUUGGGGCACUUAUAUCGCUUGCUUGACCAGAUUCAAUUUCUUGAGAAGGGGGCGGCCGGAACCAUGGCUGUGGAGACUUUUGUAAACUCCAGUUUUCUGCAGAUCUUUUUAUGGGAACGCUUCAAAGGGAUAGAGGUAUCUCCACUCCCUUAUUCAAAGGCUGAGUCACUGGUUGCUUCGGACGAGGAUUCCUACGUGCCGGGUAGUCUUCCUCUGAUCUGUAGAUGGUUCCGUCGCAUGCAACGGAAGGGCCAAAAUUUUUUAGAGCUGCUGGACGAUGUUGAGCAAUUUAUUUUUCGCCCCUAUUGUGCCUCAUCAGAGGGCUUUAGAAGUAUGCCCUUCUAUGCUGAUUCUGCUGCUUUAAUGGAGGCCCUGGCCAUGCCAACACAAGGUUGUUGGUUACGCAGAGAGGCAUUGUUGAGUGCCGCAUGCCUCCCUCUGCCCACAUUCGGUGAUGACCACUUGGAGACUUCUGUACAUUAUUCCCCUUACCGGGUUAGACGACAGCUUGGGGUUUUCUGGACUGGUGACAGCGUGCCGGGAGACGGCAGGCCUCUCGCCCUUGCUCUGGCCAGCCGGAAGCGCGUUGGUGGUCUCUCAAAGGCCUACCAAAAUUAUUGGAACCGCUGCUUUGCCUCGUUCAGCCGAUUCCAUGCUGCCCAUUGUGAUAGCUUGAUUCCCACCGUCAUUCAUCAUGCCCGUUUAGUGUCGGAAGAGAAAGCGAUUUCCUUGAGCGAGAAGCGAAAUCUGCCUUUUAUCUCCAAAAGCGGAGAGAUUGUUGGUGACUUUUCGAAGCUAAAGCGGAAGUUGGAAAAGUCGGGUUCUCAUAGUGCCGGGAAGAGUGUUGCACAUGGGAAACGGAAGCGUGAGGAAAGCUGCAGCGCCGAGAAAAGGCAAGCUGUAAAAGAACCGAAAAGGUUCAUCCCCAAGGUAGCGGCAGGUGGUCCUCCCAGCUCAAGAAAGGUUGCCUUGCCCGAGUCCUUACAGCAGCAGCCUACAGCUUCCGGCAGCAGCGAGCUAGCAGCUCCCAAAGCUUCAUCUCCUCACAGUACUUCCCAAAGUAAAGGCAAGGGUAAGGGGUUUUCCGCGACCCCGAAACGUCGAAGCAUGCGUAUUCUUGAAACGCGGUUUGCUAAUACCCGAAAGAAUAAGGGUGAAGACUCGGGACCCAAAGUAGUGGUGACUGUUGAUGAUAACAGUGAUGAUGAUAGUGAUGGCGAUGGCGCUGCGGGAACUGAGGCUAACAUUCAUGAGCAAGAGAGUGCUCACGAUACGAGUGGCAUGGACGAGGACUUUGAUGAAGGCCAAUACGAUAGUCACGACGAAGACACCUAUCCGGCUUUCGGCACUAGCUUGGGGGAGUUCGAUGACCCAGAUACGACUCCCGCUUUGACUGGCGAUCAUGGACAGCGUGUCGAUAUUGAACUGGUCGUGCCCGCCAUUGAAGGCACAAUAGGUGCUUCAUCAGAGGCUGAUUUUGCCCUUCCCACUACUGUCGCUGAAGUUGUCCUGAGCCUUCCGGCAGUGCAACCUCCUCCUUCUCCUAACCCAUGUACUCCUGACAUGGCUGCUGACGUCUCUCCGCCACUCUCAACAGUUCCUCCUCCUAUUUCUCCAAUUCCGAACGCACCUGACAUAGCUUCCGGCACCGCUCAACUCCUUCCAGCAGUACAUCCCCUUACUCCUCCAAUCUCGAGCACUCCUGACAUAACUUCCGGCACCGCUCCACCUCUUCCAGCAGCACAUCCCUGUGAUAAGAAUGUUGAUGCUUUUAUCGCAGGUUCCUCAAAAGGGCCUUCAUUCGAGAAAGGCAUGUCUUGGCAAGAUUGGGAGAAUUCCUACACGGCAUUCAAAGCCUUCUUUGAUGGUGGUGUCACCAUUCUUAGAUCCAUUGAUGAACUUCUUCCGCUUUGCCACAGAUUUGAUGGUUAUGCGACAUUCCAAGGUGCCCUUGUGUAUCCAGAGACGGUUGGAGCCUUGAGAAAGUUCAUGGACAAAUACGGGAGUUUGCUGGAAGCUACAGAUGUCACCUCCUCUUUCUCAAGGGGUACUGCCCUUCGAGCGCUUGGCUUAGUACUUCAUGGGAUGGACACCAUGCAACUCCUUGAUAUUACAGAUCAUAAACUGCUCUGUUGGCGAGAUGCAAUAUGCGAGGCCAUGAUUCUGGGCUUUCCUGUGGAAUUUCUCCUUAAACUCGUGAAGAGCUUGGCACGUGCCGUCUUUGGAGCACGGGCCAUUCGUAGUAUGCAAUUAUCGCAUGAUUCCGAUGAAGUAAAAGCCGCUGCAGACGCUUUGAAUAUUAAACAGCAAGAGUUGGAAAACCAGCGCCGGGAGAUGCAUGCCCUUCUCCUUGCUAAGGGUGUUUCUGUUGACAGCGCUGAGUGCGUGACGGAGGCAGCAGCCAGAUUAUCUCCUGGGGCUUCCUUUGUUCUUUUCGGACAUUCCCCAUAG
Prunus armeniaca (apricot) is the source of this 3726-nucleotide messenger RNA. Lineage: Eukaryota; Viridiplantae; Streptophyta; Magnoliopsida; Rosales; Rosaceae. The record is from the annotation of a GenBank genome assembly.